GCCCAAACUUCAAUUUUCUUCUCCCUCCUUUCUCCGUUUCUUAAGCCCCCUUUCUCUGCUAUUCAAUUUUUUAUUUUUCAGAUUGAUUUCCUUGCCACAGAUUUCAGUCGUGCUUUUAGACUUUUGUUUUGCUUUGUAUGGACGCGGCUGGAUUGAGCGCAAUUUACAGAGAGCACCAUCUGUUGGACACUUUUCUAAAGCAAAAGUGUAGAAGAAAGUUGGAAUCGAUGGAGAAUGGUGGGAUAGAUCUGUCAGUCAAGGUUGAAGACGAGAAUGGGAACGCAAAUGCUGUCGUAGAUUUUUUCUCGCAGAAAUCUGGAGGCGUAGCUCUCGGUUUCGACAACGAGAGAAAGGCUUUCGCUUCGAUUUCUACUUCCGCCCCCCACCACGUCUCGACUGGUCUACAACUCGUAACGAUGCCUGCCAACACAGCUAGCGAUCGAUCUACUGUGGAUGAUGAGGCUAUGUCACCGGUUCGAUCCCCCGACACUCCCAGCCCGGAGGAUGCGGAGCCCAAGAGCGAGUUGACGACGCUACAAGAAGAGCUGAGUCGAAUGAGCGAAGAAAACCAGAGGCUGAGAACCAUGUUGAGUCAUAUAAGUAAUAAUUAUGGAAAUUUGCAGAUGCAUUUAAUGUGUCUUAUGCAACAACAAAAACGCCCAUCAGAACAGGCGGAAGAGAAAUUGACAAUAUCAUUAGGAUCAAUGGAGGGCAAGGAAGGUGAAGGUGAAGGUGAAGGUGCAGCACGUCCAGUGCAAAGACAAUUCAUGGAUCUGGCAACAACCGCUUCCCAACAUUCCCACUCCUCUGAUGCAGAUACCCUCAAGCCCAUGCCCACAACUACAACCAACGAGGUCCUAUCCAGAAAACGUGAUGUCACCACUAGUGAUCUUCUAACGGAGACCAAGCAAACACAGGGGGGCUCUGAAAAUUCUCGCGAUCCCCGCCGCGGCAGGCCUUCCACCACGGAAGACACCUCCGAUCAUGAAGAUGGAUGGAUACCCAAUAAGACGCAAAAGUUUUCUAGCAAGAACACCACUGUCGUUGACCAGACCGACGCAACCAUCAGAAAAGCCCGUGUUUCGGUUCGAGCCAGAUCUGAAGCUCCUAUGAUAAGCGAUGGGUGCCAAUGGAGGAAGUACGGACAGAAGAUGGCCAAGGGCAACCCUUGUCCCAGGGCAUACUACCGAUGCACCAUGGCCGCCGGCUGCCCAGUCCGCAAACAGGUUCAGAGGUGUGCAGAAGAUAGGUCGGUUUUGGUGACGACAUACGAAGGGAACCACAAUCAUCCUCUUCCACCGGCGGCCACAGCGAUGGCGUCGACCACGUCUGCUGCAGCGUGCAUGCUGCUCUCAGGCUCAACCAGCAGCAGCAGCCACGAAUAUGGGUAUCACAAUUCCAAUAUGAACAUGAACAUGAACAUGAUGGCGGCUGCAGGUGUACUGCCCUGCGCCUCCAUGGCUACAAUCUCCGCCUCCGCUCCCUUCCCUACCAUCACCUUGGACUUAACGCACACCCCCAACCCCUUGCACCAACGCUCCGCACCCGCUUUCCACAAUAUGCCUAGUUUUAAUGCAGGUUUCAACCAGUUCCAAUCCAAAUUCGCCCCACUGGCAGGGCAGGGGCAGCCCCCAGCUCAUGGCCACCACCCUCACCCGUCACUGGCCGAUACAGUCACCGCCAUCACUGCAGAUCCCAACUUCACCGUUGCCCUCGCCGCUGCCAUAACAUCCAUCAUGACUAGCAAUAAUGCCACUCUUCCUCCUCCUCCUCCAUCACAACCAGCCUGUAGCAGGCCCGAUAAUCAGAGCCCCACCUCCAAUAAUCAGUUGCCUGUAUCCCACCACUGAUGCGUUUUCACAGGAGCAAUGUCUCUCAUACACCACAACCCUUCACUCACAAAUGGGGUUUCCGUUUGGAGAAGCAAACAGAGAAUGUGAUUGUGAACAACAUCCUUAUAUUUAUUCAUCGGGCUGCUUGCGGCCCCCCCAUACAUAUGGGCGAUUGCCCUUCAUUGACAGCAUACAAUUUUGUUGUGAAUAUACCCUGGUUAAUUCAUACAUGUAUGUUCUGCAUUCUUCUCCGCCCAGCGGACUUUACAGCCAUGGAUUCUUUUUAGUCGACCACAAUAAAUUGUCACACGGGAAAACAAUUGUAUUGAUUUCCAGACAUAUUUGUCUAUUUCCAUUCGUUUUCAAUCAAUCUCUUUCAUAUCUUCCAAAUUGUUUCGA
Molecule: messenger RNA, 2231 nt
Organism: Cryptomeria japonica (Japanese cedar)
Lineage: Eukaryota; Viridiplantae; Streptophyta; Pinopsida; Cupressales; Cupressaceae
Product: WRKY transcription factor 6
Exons: 6
Coding region: 138-1850 (570 amino acids)
Biological process (GO): regulation of DNA-templated transcription
Molecular function (GO): sequence-specific DNA binding; DNA-binding transcription factor activity
Source: RefSeq, a predicted model, not a curated record